UAAAUAAGACCCUUCAUCUAUAUAGAAACGAACACAUGAGAUCCAACUAUCUAAAGUAACAUGGAAUCUGAAUCCUACUUCUUAUUAGUGCUUAUUAUCAUUAUAUUCUUACUGUUAAUGCUCAUCAUGCAUGUUCUUAAUUAUAACCUCACUCAGAAACUGCCACCUGGCCCAAGAAAGUUACCCAUCAUUGGGAACCUUCACCAGCUUGCAGCAGCAGGUUCACUUCCACCCCGUUCUUUCAGAGAACUAGCCAAAAAAUAUGGACCCAUCAUGCACCUCAAGCUCGGUGAAAACCCUACGGUGGUUAUAUCCUCCCCGGAGCUUGCCAUGGAGAUACUCAAAACCCAUGACUCGUGUUUUCUGAAGCGCCCACGUAUUCUUGCUGCUGAGAGUUUCAGCUUUGGUUCUUCAGAUAUUGCUUUCGCUCCGUGCGGUGAAAUGUGGAGACAACUGAGAAAGAUAUGUACGUUGGAGCUUCUAAGUGUUGAAAGGGUUCGGUCUCUCUCUCGUGUCAGAGAAGAAGAGUCAGUUAAAUUCAUCGAAUCGAUUCGGGUUUUUUCGUUGAUAAGUGCUUCUGUUUACAGAUCUGCAUUUGGAAAGAUACCCGAAGACAAGAAUGAGAUUGACGAGUUUGUAAGUCUGAUAAGGAAGGCGAUAGAAAUGGGGAGUGGGUUUUAUUUGUGUGAUUUGUUUCCUUCCGUCAAGCCUCUGUAUUAUGUGACUGGGAUGAAGUUCAAAGUGGAGAGGAUGAAGAAGAAGCUUGAGAAGAUCUUCGAGAACAUAAUUACGGAGCAUCAGCACAAGCAAGUGAACGUUGGUGGUGAUAAUGCAAAGGAGGAGGAAGAUCUUGUUGAUGUUCUUUUGAGACUCCACAAAAAUAGCAGUACCACUCACCAGUUUCACAUAACAACCAACACCAUCAAAGCUGUGAUUAUGGACAUAUUUGCUGCUGGAACUGAUACUUCAGCAUCAACGUUAGAGUGGGCUAUGUCUGAAAUGGUUAGGAAUCCAAGAGUGAUGGCGAAGUCACAAGCGGAGGUAAGAGAAGCAUUUAGAGGAAAGCAAAGAAUCCAUGAAAGUGAUGUGGAUAAACUAAGUUACUUAAAGUCAGUGAUAAAAGAAACACUGAGGUUACACCCACCUACACCUUUGUUGAUCCCUAGAGAAUGCACAGAGAGAAACACGAUUGGAGGGUAUGAAAUAGGUGUGGGGACAAGAGUAAUGGUGAACGCGUGGGCCAUGGGAAGAGACCCAGAGUAUUGGCAUGAUGCAGAGAAGUUUAUCCCAGAGAGGUUUGAUGGCAAUUGUUCUAUUGGUUUCAGAAGGACUAGCUUUGAGUAUUUACCAUUUGGUGCUGGAAGGAGAAUAUGCCCUGGCAUAGCAUUUGGUUUAGCCACCAUUAUGUUCCCUUUGGCUCUCUUACUCUAUCACUUCAACUGGGAACUCCCUAGUGCCAUGAAACCUGAGGAUUUGGACAUGACUGAACACUUUGGAUUAGCAAUGGAAAGGAAAAAUGACUUGUGCUUGAUUCCUUCUCUUGUUAUGUAAUAAAUAAGAACCAAGUUUAUAUCCGCGGUCAAGAAAUAAAAUAUUUAGAAUAAAGUCAUAAACCAUCUAAAUCGAUA
Arachis ipaensis is the source of this 1628-nucleotide messenger RNA. The record is from RefSeq and is a predicted model, not a curated record. NCBI's taxonomy places the organism in Eukaryota, Viridiplantae, Streptophyta, Magnoliopsida, Fabales, Fabaceae.